This is a messenger RNA of Hypomesus transpacificus, 1028 nucleotides long. RefSeq lists its product as uncharacterized. The record is from RefSeq and is a predicted model, not a curated record. Bases 158 to 715 code for a protein of 185 amino acids. Lineage: Eukaryota; Metazoa; Chordata; Actinopteri; Osmeriformes; Osmeridae. The transcript has 2 exons.
GUUCACCACUCUACGUCGAACUACAACUCACUUUUGCACGAUGUGUUCCCAGUGAUUAUUCAAGUCGUAAACGGCAUCUGCGGCUACUGACUGACGCGCAGAAGUUAACAAAUCAACUUCUCCGACUACCUGUGAUAUACAUGUGGAGCUUGCAUUCAUGACGAAAAGGCGAGCAGAGCAAGUUUUGUUUCACGACGUUCCCUCCAAAAGAUGCGUCUGCUUAUCAGGCUGCUUUGAUACGCAGUUAGAAAGCAUGGCUGCAACUGGGGGCUUGAGUCCGCCAUCCUUGCUCGCUUUGUUGGGUAGUCGGUGCAGAAAGAGGCCGUUUUAUUUUGAAGACGAAGAGGAACAUCGUGGAAAGAUGCAGCCCCGUAAGAUUGCAAACAUUGACCAUUGUAUGUGCGCGUCGUGUGAUUCGCCGACAAUGAGUUCUGGAAGCUUUCUAGACAGGAGCUGUGCGAAUUCGGCAUCUACAUCAACAAAUUCCAAGAAACGUGCACGAGACGACUUAAGCAUUUCCAAAACCGCUUCUCCUGAAGUUGCCACACACAAACACGUGAACGAGGAAGAAGACGUCUUGAGCCGUUUCAACUCAUUCCAGUACUGGCGGAUGCCCUUGACACAAUUGGAUCUGUCUCUAAUAAACACCGGAGAUAUUGAGGACACCAAUAAACUGUCCUGUGUCAAAGACUCCUCUGAUGCCAUGGAGACCUGAGAGGAAUCGAUCUGGACUUGACGCACACGCACACUGACGUGCACACAGCACUCUCACACAAUUAGUGUAGCAUAGCCUACAUAAGAACAACACUAUGGACAAUGUAUUAUGAUGGAUCUGACUUGUCUAGUUACAGACUCCGCAACAACAUUGAGUUAAACACACGCCAUCAUACAUCACACAAGCCAUAUACACUGUAUUUGGAAACGACUCAGCCUCUUGAAAGAAGACUUUCUCACUUUUUUUACAAGUUAAACUUGAGUCGUAUGUGAAUCUUUUGAUGUUUGUGUUCUGACGAUAAAGGUAUGGCCUA